AUGUCCAGUGUCUGGCACCGACAGUUUGAUCAACCCAAGUCCAAAGAAGAUUCAAUAGAUAACAGUGAUAUUCAUCCACUGGGCAAAGAAGCUAUUUCUCCUGAUGGUGUCGUCUUCAACAAAUCUGACGCCAUCGACGAUGGUGCAUUUUUCAAGCAACUCAACCCCACCCUACGCGCAGAAUUCUUGAGAUUAUUGGCACUGGAUGAGAAUGAAAAGAACGCCUGUAUCCAGGAUACGGUAGAUUUGCGGUGGGCUGAAGUUGGCGAGGCCAAGAUCGCUCUCAUAAUGAGUAUUUAUCCCCAACGGCAGAAUCGGCCGAGGGAUGACGAGAACGACGCGUGUCCCGACAGACUUCCCGAAGCAAGAGAUGGACCGAGGGUUGACCAGACCUCCAGCGUUUACCGAACACUUGCGGAACCACAGUAUGGCAAAGACGUGGGCUCCGCUGGGCCGCGGUCUGCAUCUGAGAGUCUGAGCAACCCCUUGAGACCCAUUGCCGAUGAGGAGGUUGACAACAAUGAUGCAGUAUGCAACUGGGCAGAAGCCAACCUUGAUACCCCCGAAUAUCGUGCAUGGUCCAAUGCUCAGCGUCUGCCUCAAUUGAUGGCAUAUAAAAAUCCUACCCGCCUGUUCCCUAUUGUUGAAAAUGGCAAGCCCACAUUCACAUCACACCAUAAUGAGGCAAUCUAUGAUCCUUCUCCUUUCCCUUUGAACAAAUGGGACCCUCAAGUUUCACACAAGGAGGACUGGUGGUUUGAAUUGAUGGUUUCCUCGUCCACCAUCUUUAACAAGGACGUCAGAACUGGUGGCCAGCUCGGGGGCUCAGAAAGUGGAUAUCUGUCACACUGCAUUCUUCGACGGAACCACGAUGGCUGA
Molecule: messenger RNA, 879 nt
Organism: Penicillium antarcticum
Lineage: Eukaryota; Fungi; Ascomycota; Eurotiomycetes; Eurotiales; Aspergillaceae
Exons: 1
Coding region: 1-879 (292 amino acids)
Source: RefSeq, a predicted model, not a curated record